Pelobates fuscus (common spadefoot toad) is the source of this 1993-nucleotide messenger RNA. Its product is annotated as oocyte zinc finger protein XlCOF7.1-like. NCBI's taxonomy places the organism in Eukaryota, Metazoa, Chordata, Amphibia, Anura, Pelobatidae. Bases 260 to 1597 code for a protein of 445 amino acids. The record is from RefSeq and is a predicted model, not a curated record. The transcript has 8 exons.
CUCCUCAAGAUGGCUGUCCUGCUGCUGUAGGAGGACAGGAGUGAGCUGUAAGGGUGAAGCAGCCCAGUCUGUUAUAUAGUCUGCCUGCAGAUAUCACAAAACACGUUUCCAGAUGAGAGAAACAGACUAUUGGAAUUCUGGCAUCUAUGUCGGGAAACUCUAACCAAACUUACGUUUAACUUAGUGGAUCAAAAUUGAAGGCUUGACAAGUUAAGGGAGGUUCAAAGCAAAAUUGUGGGAGCAUCUUCAUAAUCGACUCAUGAGACACGAAGUUAAAAAUCCAAUGACUGACAAGAUCUUGAAACUUACCCUGGAAAUUAUCUACCUGUUGACGGGAGAGGAUUAUAUUGUUGUGAAAAAUAAGGGGGAUAAUGUCGCAGGGGUCCGCGGCCUUUGUGCAACGGAGAGCGUCUGCAGGACUCCAAGCCCUGUGAUGGCUCCUCAUAAUUCAUUGCAAGAGAACAAUGAGAAGAAAAUCCUUAGACUCGCCAACAAAAUAGUCAGCCUUCUGACCAGAGAGGUUUCUUUGCGAUGCGACAAUGAAGCCGUAACUUUUUCGAAGAAAGAAGGAGACUAUUUAGAAGAAGAUAAGGAUUCUCACAAGGAUGUGGUGGGAGAGAAUAUCUGCCCCGUCAGUUCUCAGGAGAUUAUUCAAAGUCAAUCAGAAUGGAAUGUGAUCGACUCUAAGGAACGCCAAGACAAGAGCGUACAAACCAAAUUCUGUACAGAGAACAUGCUGCCAGAGCCUACAUUUUCCAUAUCUACAGCAGAAGAAAUGAGAAGAUUGCAUCCCUCCGAGAUAGAAGAAAAUGAAUUCACUUGUACAGAGUAUAAGAUGGAGCAAGGAGUCAGGAUAUGUACUGUGCAAUGUAAGGAGGAAGAGAUUCCUACAGAGAUCAGCCCAGUAGAUGUCCCAGUCGAUGAGGAAGCUCAGCCGGAAGAACUCAGUAUUUAUUUUUCGACUCCAGAAAAGGUCAUAAAAAAUAAUAUGAUCAACCAAGAUGAUAAAGGAAAGAACGUAAUAAAUUACAGCUCGUCGAGAAAGCAUUUGAAAAAAACAGAGACCGUUUCAAGUACAGACCCGUCUUUCCCUAAAGAUCUGAAACCUGAUGAGGAUUCAAGUCUUCCCCUCCGUAAACGUUGCAAGGAUAGCUUGGCAGCACAGAAAAACCAAGAGGAUUUGUUUGGAAAUUCUUAUGAGUGCAGGAAAUGUGAGAUAAGCUUUAAUGAUGAGUUGGCUUUUCUGUCUCAUGAGAAAUGGCACGGGGUCGAGCUUUACAACUGCACCGAAUGCAGAGAAUGUUUCACGGACUACGCAGAUUUUGCCACACAUCUUACCACUCACAACGUGCAAUACUGGAAACAUUUAUUUUCACAACCCAGAUCUCACCCGCUACAGACGGUUCAUGCAGGUCAGAAACCAUUCACCUGCUCCGACUGCGGGAAGUGUUUUGCGUAUAACUCAGCCUUUCUCCGUCAUCGGAGAAUUCACACCGGAGAGAAACCAUUUGUUUGCAUUGAAUGUGGGAAGUGUUUUUCUCAAAACACACAUCUGGCUAAACACCGAAAUAAACACAACACAAUGAAGACAGUGUAAUAAUUGAACAUCUCACAUUUUCUGUGUUUUUUUUGUUUUGUUAUGUUUCAUAUUUAGUUUACAAACUAUAUUUCUCUAUAAAAAAAAAAAAAUCAAAAAUAGAAUUUAUUAUAUAAUUUUAUUGACUUUGAAAUCGCAGUUUUUCCUGUAGGUUAUUCUUGUUUCUGACGCAGUCCAGAGGGGGACAUUGAGCUGUAUGUUAUACUAGGUACCCACAAUUGUAUGUACAUCGGUUAACUUAUUAGUUAUAUGGUAAAACAUAUACAAAAUGGCUGCAGUUUCUGGGAUUAUGGGAUCUUGAAAGAUGCACAAAGUUACAAGAAGCAUCUCAAAGCAGACUAUUUAAAAAUUAUAUAUACAUUUAUUUUCUUUUGAUACCACUUUUCUUUUCCAUUU